Xiphias gladius (swordfish) is the source of this 651-nucleotide messenger RNA. Its product is annotated as Golgi-associated plant pathogenesis-related protein 1-like. The transcript is spliced from 6 exons. Gene Ontology annotation, cellular component: extracellular region. Bases 1 to 651 code for a protein of 216 amino acids. The record is from RefSeq and is a predicted model, not a curated record. Lineage: Eukaryota; Metazoa; Chordata; Actinopteri; Istiophoriformes; Xiphiidae.
AUGGGGAAGGCUCAUGUCAAUAAAUACCAGCUUCAAGACAGCAAACGUUACUGUCUUUACAGAACAUUCCUCCAGACCUUAGGAAAACACCCUGACUCAGCCUUCAUAACCAAGGAUACAAUGGCAGAUGCAAGCUUUCAGAAGACGUUCCUGGAAGCCCACAACACCUACAGGUCAAAGCACAGCACGCCACCACUGACCCUUAGCAGCGAGCUGACUGCUUCAGCUCAGAAAUGGGCCGAUCACUUGCUGGCAAUCAGCACCCUGAAGCAUAGUGAUACACAGGAUGGAGAGAACGUCUUCACUAUGUACAGCUCAGCAACCAUUAAACUGACAGGAAAAGAAGCUGUAGAUUCGUGGUACAAUGAGAUCAAAGACUACAACUGGAGCAGUCCCGGAUUCAAAAGUGAAACUGGUCAUUUUACCCAGGUGGUGUGGAAAGACAGCACUGAACUGGGCGUGGGCAUGGCCACUGACGGCAAAAGGGCCUUUGUGGUUGGGCAGUACCGGCCAGCUGGCAAUAUGAACAUGGCAGAAUACUUUGAGAAAAACAUCCUCCCUCUAGGUUCUCAGAAAUAUGGCUCUUAUUUAGCAAAUAGACCUCGCCUCACUGACGACCCUGUCAUGAAUCCAGACAUUGAGGAAACCUGA